UUAUUGUUAUAUAAAUGGAAAGUAGGCUAUAGAGACUCACUCUGGUCUUCCCUUCCGUCAAUUCACCUUGCUCAGCCCAAUCUACCACUGCCAAAACCUCCCUGCACAGACUCACUCCACACUCACACCAUCCACAGGUACUCUCUCUCUCUCUCUCUCACUCCACACUCACACCAUCCACAGACAUGACUCUGCUUGGUGCUCUAAUUUCCAUUGGAGGAAGCGUUGCUGGAGUAUUGGUGCAGCCAGUUGGGCGUCAAGUCGGUUAUGUGUUCCAUCGAGUGAAAUACAUUGCAGAUCUGCAAGAGCAAGUUCAAAAUUUAGAGGCUCAGAGAAAAGAUGUGCUCGACUCCAUCGAUGCAGCAACAAGGAAUAGAGAAGAAAUUCUACAAAUUGUCAAGAAUUGGAUUGACAAAGUUAAUGGGUUCAUUCUACAGGCUAAAGAGUUUCUCCAAGGUGGUACCAAUGUGAACCAAAAAUGUUUGAAUGGGUGGUUUCCUGAUUUGGUCACACGACGCCGGCUAGGUAAAGAAGCAAAAAAUAAAGCAGAGGAGGCUAAAGAGCUGGGAAAAGAAGGCAAAUUCAGUAACAGCAUAUCCAAACCUGCUCCUCCCUUGGGGAUAGAGUCCAUACCCUCUGAACAGCGUGUGCCUUAUGCUUCUAGAAAUUUGGCAAUGACGAACGUAAUGGAGGCACUAAUUGACAACAAGAUCAACUUCAUUGGAAUACAUGGUAUUGGGGGCAUUGGAAAGACAACUUUGGUAAAAGAAAUCGGCAAAAAAGCAAAAUCUGAUAAGUUUUUUGAUGAUGUUGUGAUGGUUGUAGUGUCUCAGAACCCAGACAUUAAAAACAUUCAAGGUCAAAUAGCUAGCAUGUUGGGUUUAACCAGAUUAACUGAUCAACAACGUGAAAUUGAAAGAGCAAGCAUGUUGUGUGCAAGACUUAAGGAUGUGAAGAAGAUCCUUGUUAUAUUGGAUGAUGUUUGGGCCAAACUUAAUUUGGCAGCCGUGGGCAUUCCAUUUGGCGAUGAUCACCAGGGUUGCAAAAUCAUAAUCACAACACGGCGUAAGCAAGUAUGCAAUUCCAUGGGAAUGGAAAGGCUGAAGACAAAGAUUGUUCAUCUCGGUGUUUUACAUGAAAAAGAUUCAUGGGAUUUGUUCAAAAAGAAUGUUGGCGAUGUUGUUGACUCUAACGUGUUGACUGUCAUCGCUAAUGAGGUUUGUAAAGAAUGUGGAGGCCUGCCAAUAGCACUUGUUACGGUUGCAAGUGCAAUGAAGGGUAAAGAUGACCCUACUUUAUGGGAUGAGGCAGCUCGAGAACUGAGAAAAUCAAUGCCAACAAACAUUGAAGGUGUCGAUCAACAUGUGUACAAAUGUCUUAAGUUGAGCUAUGACUACUUGCAAGAUGAGGAAGCCAAGGCUUGCUUCUUGCUUUGUUCUCUAUUUCCCGAGGAUCAUGACAUCUUAAUAGAAGACUUGGUACGAUAUGGGAUGGGGUUGAGGGUAUUCAAAAAAGUUGAUACAAUGCAUGAAGCCAGGGGCAGAGCAAAGUCGGUGACCAGCAAUCUCAUAGAUUCCUGUUUGUUAUUAACUAGUGAUAAACGAGAUUGCAUUAAAAUGCAUGAUGUUGUACGUGAUGUUGCCAUAGAUAUUGGAUCCGAAAAGUAUUUUGUAAGAGCUGGUUGCAAUUUGAAUGAUUGGCCGAAGAUCGAAAGUUUGGAUCAAUGCAUUGGCAUAUCAUUGAUGAGAAAUCAAAUUAGUCUCCUUCCCGAGGUCUUGGAAUGUCCAAAGCUCCAAAUAUUACUAUUACAAUACAAUAAAAAUAAAUGGUCAUGUUCACAUGAAUUCUUUUCAAGGAUGAAUGCACUUAGUGUUUUAGAUUUGAGCCAACGACUUGAUAAUCCAAUUCGUAGUUCUGAUGCUUUCAAUAACCAAGCGUGUCUUCGAACAUUAGUUCUUGACGGAAUUAAGUUUGGGGACACUAAAUUUCUUGGACAGUUAAAGAUGCUUGAAGUCCUUAGCCUCAGGCAUGCCUGCUUUUCUGAGGCACCAAAUGAUAUAAGGGAGUUAACUAAUCUAAGGUUGUUGGACAUGACUGAAAGUCGUCAUGAAUUUCCAAUUCCGGCCGCAAUGGUAUUGCCUUUAUUCCAUUUGGAGGAGUUGUACUUGUUUGGCAUCGCAUCUUUGAGUAUCGCAUACCCUGCAGUGGAAGUAGUUGUUGCACUAAGAUCUUUGCCUCGCCUAAAAUUGCUAACCAUUUCCAUACCUGACAUUGCGUAUAUACCUAAGGACUUUGUUUUUCCUGAGCUGGAAAGUUUUAUUAUUUUUAUUGGAAAAUCAAGUAUUGAUGGUCCGAAUGAAGAUUGUUCCCCAAAUUAUUUGGGACUUGGAAAUUUGGUUGGAACCAUGGUUAAUUGGAGUAAAUGGCUAAAGAUGGUGUUGAAUAGAGUUACACAUCUGAGGAUUGAAAAUUGUUUUGAAUUGGAAUACUUGAUCAACACAGAGGAAUGGGGGAUUUCAUCACAGGCACAACCACGUGAUCUGCAAUCGCUCUUCAACCUGGAAGAAUUGGGACUCGUCAAGUUGGAUAGUUUCAAAGGGAUAUGUGCAGCAAGUGCACUUACUACUUCCAGCUGGGUGUGCUUCCCAAAGCUCAGAAGGUUGGAUGUUUGCGAAUGUCCUUCACUAUCAACUGUUCUUCUUCCAUUCAAUUUGCUUCAAAGGCUACAACAUUUGGAGUGGCUUUGGGUAGGAGAAUGCGAGAAAUUGGAACAAGUAUUUGAUUUUGGUUCUGAAGGAGAAGGCAUGAAGCUGCUUUCUAGUUUGAGAGAUUUAUAUCUAAUGAAGUUGCCUAGAUUGAAGCAUUUAUUGAACUGCUCUAGUCGUCAACAUGUGCAACUCUGCAACCUAAGAUCUUUGUAUGUCGAUACAUGUGACAAACUGAAAUAUGUCUUCCAACCUUCCAUUGCUGAAGCUCUUCAUCAACUUGAAUCCCUUUCGGUAAUGGACUGUGAAAAAAUGGAGGAAAUUGUUGCUGCCAAGCAAAACGAAGGGCACGAAGAGAAAGUGGACUACAAGAUGGUGUUCAAAAGUCUCAAAGAAAUUUGCCUUAUAGAUCUUCCAAACCUAAGCGGUUUCUGCACAGGAGGAGACGACUUUCCUUUUGACUGGCCAUCCUUGGAACAACUUGUGGUGAAAGAGUGCCCCAAAAUGAAGACUUUCGCUGCCACUACUUCCGACAGCACACCAAAUCUGAAGGAAGUUGUAUUGGAUGAUGAAUUCGUGAUACCGCUACAGGGGAUGGACUUGAAUCAGUAUGUGCAAACCCAUAUCAUUUCAAAGCCACCUAAGGCAAGAGAUACUGACACUUCUGAAAAUGAAAUCUAAUUGUGAACCAGAUUAUUAAUUUAUGAGGAAUAACUCUCAUGAUUGUCAACCAUAAAGAAUGUUGAGCUACUCCCUAUGGUUAUGUGAUGUCUACCUUAGGAUUUUAUUGUGUAAGGGCAUACGUUUCCUAUGAUUUGUGUUUCUAAAUGAUUGUCUUGCUUUGCAAUAUCAAAACUACUACUCGUUAAAGGUAUGUUUACCUAAUGUGUGCUGAAGAUUUGAAGAGUGAAUAAAGGGGAAAAAAGAGUACCCAACAUGUGUAAAUUUACUUUCUUUGCAUUGUAAUGGAGUUUGUAUCCAAAAUUAUUUGUCUCAAUUAACAAUAUUAUAUAUUUGUUUUCA
Molecule: messenger RNA, 3728 nt
Organism: Camellia sinensis
Lineage: Eukaryota; Viridiplantae; Streptophyta; Magnoliopsida; Ericales; Theaceae
Source: RefSeq, a predicted model, not a curated record